Molecule: messenger RNA, 1257 nt
Organism: Podospora anserina S mat+
Lineage: Eukaryota; Fungi; Ascomycota; Sordariomycetes; Sordariales; Podosporaceae
Exons: 3
Coding region: 1-1257 (418 amino acids)
Source: RefSeq, a predicted model, not a curated record
AUGUCCCUGAAACGACUCACUCAGGCUGCUUUAUCCCGGAGCUCUGCAUCAAGGAUGCUGGACCCGGCUGCUAUCUCCGGCCUCUUCGUGGGGCUUGUUCUCGGUGUUCCUGUUGCCGUAUAUGCUCUGUUUCUUGGGUUGAGCUCGAUACCAUUCUUUCAGCGCCAGCGCUCGAAAGAGAACCAACCAGCCCCAACGAUACGGCUUCGCAAGUCAGUCUCCUGCCCACUUUCUCAUGAACCUCAUCACACUGACCAUCCCCCAGAAAACCAAGCAACCCCCUUCCUCCUCGGCACCCCUGACAACGAGUCCCUCUACGCCUGGCACGUCCUCCCCCUAACCCUCUACAGCAAACAUUCCCCCACCCUUAUCUCGCGCCCCGACGAGGGCACAUGCCACAAAGACUUCACCGAAACCCUGCAGUACGACCUCCUCCUCAACGACCCCGACGUCAAAGUGGUCGUAUCCUUCCACGGCAACGCCGGCCACCUCCUCCAAUCCCACCGCCCCCGAGUCUACCACACCCUUUCUCUCAAUCACCACCUCUUCACCCUCUCCUACCGUGGCUUCGGCCUCUCCACCGGCUCCCCCACCGAAGACGGCCUCAAAACCGACGCCAUCUCCCUUCUCAACUUCCUCCUCAACGAAUGCCGCGUCCCACCUCAGCGCAUCGCUUUACUCGGGCAAUCCCUCGGCACGGCUGUCGUCGCCGCAGUGACGCAUCAUUUUGCUGUUAACCACCAAAUCGACUUUGCUGGCUCGGUUAUUGUCGCUGGAUUUAGCUCGUUGCCCUCUAUGCUGAGCGGGUAUCGCAUCGCGGGCUUCAUCCCCGUGUUGAGGCCGCUGUCUUGGUGGCCUUGGUUGUUGAGGGUGGUGAUGGGUAGGGUGGUGGAUAAGUGGGAUAGUGCCGCUCGCUGGCAGGAAACCACGCGUGAGGUGAAGGGAAGGGGGGGUAGGUUGAGGUUGGAGAUGGUGCAUGCGAAGAAUGAUUGGGAUAUUCCUGCGGAUGAGGAUGACAAGGUGUUUAGGGCUGCGGUGGGGGGGCUGGUGGGGGAUAAGUUGACGGAGGGUGAUAUUGACAGGUUGAAGGGGGAGAGGGUGGUGGGGGAUGAGAAUCAGGGGUUUGUGGCCGAGUGGAUGGAGCAGGGGGUGGUGGUAAGGCAGGAGUUGGUUCCUUUUGGAGGACACAACGAUGUCACGUUUUAUGCGCCAACGCUGUUGGCUAUCAUGAGGUCAUUUGAAGGGGUGGAAGAGUGA